Messenger RNA from Angiostrongylus costaricensis, 1854 nucleotides. The record is from the annotation of a GenBank genome assembly. NCBI's taxonomy places the organism in Eukaryota, Metazoa, Nematoda, Chromadorea, Rhabditida, Metastrongylidae.
AUGAGUCUAAAGAUUUUCGAACCAAGCCAGCUGGCCACCUAUCUCGCGGAACAAAAAGGUAUCAAAAGUCCAUCUCCAUCGAUGUCAACCGUUUCCUGUCCAGAAUAUCCGGAGCUACAGGAACGGCUACAUCGACUUGCCAUAGCUAGAGACAGUCUCUCCCUACAGGUUUCUGUGCUAAGUGAACAAGUUGGAGCUCAGAAGGAGAAAAUCCGAGACUUAGAGGCCUUGUUAGCUUUGAAGCGCAACAGCCUUAGCUCAGCCGAAGAACUGUGUCAAGAUAAACAACAUAACGGUGACGAUGUCGUAGAUUUGGAACGCAAAAACUUGGUGUUUGAAGUCUCAGAUUUGAAGAGCAAGUUUGCUACCUUGGGACAAGGAAUGAAUGAAAGCGAAAAUAGUAUUGUAGCUACACAAGUAUACUUCGAUUUUGGAAACCACUGUCUAGUGGUAAUAUUUGAUGAAUACUGUUUCCAGCAUGAAAGUGUUUCUGCAAAUCAAACAAAGCGCAGUGUAGCUGUGCCAAAACGGACUUAUGCGAAGGUUAACAAAGGUUGCGAGAAAUCACAUCUAUCAGCUUCACGAAGAAGUUUUGAAGAAGGCGAAAGUACGGAUUCCGCCUUCAUCAUCAUUUACAUCGUCUUUAUCUACGCCUUCUUCGAAUCCCGUUACCGGUCUCCUUCGUCAUUAGCAGCGCGUCAACUGGCUGCCGAAUUGGAUGAGUUGCGUCAAACAGACUGGAAAACGCAGCAGCCCAAAAUUUACUCUUCAGUCAGUUUGCCGCGAAAGUUGGGUAAUAAGGCUUCAUCGGCGUUAGCGCUAGGUACGAAGAAUCAUUCGCUCAGUUCGAUCAAUUCAGCAGUUGAAUCUGAUGACGAGAUCACGAGGGGCGCGCAACGCAAGAUAUCACCUCGUACCUUUGCCGAAAUGCCGCCGAAACGUAACAGGACUCGCUCUUCCAUACGCAACUUAUUUAGUAAACUGACGAGAAGUCUAUCACAGGAGCAGAACCCUGCCAUUUACAAAACAGGGAAUGUGAGUCGGUCUACACUGGCUGACCAUACCCAAGACAAGUGUCGAAAUGUGGAGCUGUUUCCACCACUUUCACAUUUUGUCGAUUGGAGGUUAGAACAGUUGACAAAGUGGUUGGAAAAAGCAGGGUUUGCUCAGUACAUUCCUGAAGUAACGAAAAAUGUGCGAUCCGGGCGGCAUCUUUUGAAUAUGAGUUGCAUUGAGUUCGAAACUUGGUAUUUUAACAUUGUCAACUUUCACCAUCCACAGGUUCUUGGGAUGAAAAAUGCACUUCUCAGAAAACGGUUAAACGUGUUGUUACGACGAAUCGAAGACGACAUCGAUGACCACGGCAAUGUAUGGGAUAUACAACAAACACAGAAAUGGUUGGAGGAUAUUGGUCUUCCUCAAUAUAAAGAGAUUUUCUUCGAGAAUAUGAUUGACGGAGUAAUGAUUCUUGCGCUGACAGCGGCGGAUCUCGCAGAGUCAAUCGUUUCAAGUUAUCCACGUCCCGAUGCUGCAGUGCGGUGGACUCAUGCGGCCACUUGUGAGUGGUUACGAAUGAUCGACUUGGCAGAAUUCACACCUCAUUUGUUGUGCGCUGGAACUCCAGGAGCACUGAUGGUAUGUGAGCCGACGUUCACUGCUGAGACGUUAGCAGAAAUUCUGCAGAUCCCUCCACACAAAACUUUAUUGCGGCGACACCUGACAACACACUUCAAUCAGUUAUUGGGUCAAAGAAUUGUUGCUGAGAAAAGGGAUUUCUUAGCUUCAGGAAUAUUGCCUCUACUUUUGCCUGGAAUGCGAAUAAAGGUUGGAGAUUUCACUGCAGAGUUAAAAUAA